AUUCCUUAAAACCCUAAACCCUUGGCGCACACACACAGCUUCACAAAAUUGGCCAUGGGCAGUGCUUCAGAUAGUGAUAGUGAUAGUGAUAGCAGCCCAAAGUUAGAAAAGGUUUCAGUUUGGGAUUUGCCUGAUGUCCCAAAGGGGAAAUUGCCACCUCACCUUGAACUCCGAAGGACUCGUGUUCUUUGUGCUUCUUUAGCUCCCACUAAUACAGAGAAGGUACAAUACUCAGGCGCCUAUGCAUCUAUGGGUGUUGAUAACAGCGUGCGCUUUGAGCAAUUCCGCAAUAACUUCAAAGUGGAAGUUGUGAGACUUGACGAGGACGAAUUGGAGUUUGACAUGAUUGGUAUCGAUCCUUCUCUUGCCAACGCAUUUCGCAGAAUCCUCAUUGCAGAGGUCCCGACCAUAGCUAUUGAAAAAGUUCUUAUUGCAAACAAUACGUCCAUUAUCCAAGAUGAAGUGCUCGCUCAUAGACUUGGUCUCAUCCCAAUUAAGGUCGAUCCAAGGCUUUUUGAGUAUAUGUCAGAAAAUGAUGUCCCUAACGAAAAGAAUACAGUUGUUUUCAAACUCCAUGCUCGUUGUAAAAAAGGCAGUGAACGACGAAGAGUCUUGUCCAGUGAGCUGAAGUGGUUACCCAAUGGAAGUGAAUUGAUACUAGCAACAGAAAGUCAAGCAUCAAAUUCGAGUGCAAAACCAAAAACUUACACUUCAUUCAGCUGUAGUCAAGGUACUCGACCAGAAUUCUUGAAUGACCCAAUUGCCCCCAAAGAUGCAGAUAUCAUUGUAGCCAAACUCGGACCUGGUCAGGAAAUCGAGCUAGAAGCUCAUGCUGUUAAAGGCAUGGGUAAGACACAUGCAAAGUGGUCUCCUGUGGCUACCGCUUGGUACAGAAUGCUUCCUGAGGUUGUAUUAUUGCGAGAUAUUGAAGAUGAUGAAGCAGAAGCACUUGUGAAGAAGUGUCCAGUUAAGGUGUUUGACAUCGAAGAUAUGGGUAAAGGUAAAAAGAGGGCAACUGUUGCACGACCAAGGGCUUGCACACUUUGCAGGGAAUGCAUCAGAGAGGAAGGGUGGGACAAGAAUGUAGCAUUGAGACGUGUAAAUGACCAUUUCAUCUUUACCAUAGAGUCAACUGGAGCAUUGCCACCUGAGGUGCUGUUUACUGAAGCUGUAAAGAUUUUGGAAGAAAAAUGUGAACGGGUGAUAACGGAGCUGUCAUGAUCAGGUCUAAAGUAUAUCUGGAUACCUACUUCUUACCUCAGAGCCAAGGCAAGAGUUCAGCUUGGUUUCUUAUGUGUAUGAUAGUGCAAUUUUCUCUUUUCCUACAUUCAUAUUUCCAAAGUUUUAUUUGUCAAUUGUCUUCGGACACAUAUAGACGGGAAUGGUAAAAGUGGGUGGUGCUUGUAUUCCUCACUACUUGUCUUGGGAAACACAAGUACGCGACAUGUUAAUUUAAGUAUCUAAUUUUGUUGAGGAUGUGGUAAAAACUAACAAGUUUAUAGUU
This is a messenger RNA of Lycium ferocissimum, 1504 nucleotides long. RefSeq lists its product as uncharacterized. Gene Ontology annotation, biological process: DNA-templated transcription. The record is from RefSeq and is a predicted model, not a curated record. NCBI's taxonomy places the organism in Eukaryota, Viridiplantae, Streptophyta, Magnoliopsida, Solanales, Solanaceae. Gene Ontology annotation, cellular component: RNA polymerase I complex; RNA polymerase III complex. The transcript is spliced from 9 exons. The coding region runs from base 55 to 1221 and encodes 388 amino acids. Gene Ontology annotation, molecular function: DNA binding; protein dimerization activity.